AUGUCCUGCUGCUCCUCCAGCAUCAGCUCCAGCCGCGCCAUCAGGAAUUUCAGCUCUUCCUCUGCAGCUCUUCCCAGAAAUCAAUGUCAUUCCAGCACUGCCUCAUGUCACCGUGGUGUGGGCUACCGUGGUUUGGGCUACCGUGGUUUGGGUUACUUCAGCAGCAGAAGUCUUGAUGUUGUGGUACUCUCCCGGCCCAGAAUAGCUCUUGGAAGAUGUCCUCCUCCGAGACGUGGAAAUGGCUUCGGUGCAGCUGGCGUGGGGUUUGGCUACAGAGGUGCUGGCUUUGGCUACAGGAUUCGUGGAGUCUCCAGGCCAUGCACCAUCACACCCAUCACCAUCAAUGAGCAACUGCUCCAACCGCUCAGACUGGAUCUCGACCCCAAGGUGCAAACGGUGAAGUACCAAGAGAAGGAGCAGAUCAAGACCCUCAACAACAAAUUUGCUUCUUUCAUUGACAAGGUUCGACUCCUGGAACAGCAGAACAAGGUGCUGGAGACCAAGUGGAGCUUUCUGCAAGGUCAAAACCACUGCAAGAAUACCACCGUGCCCGCGUUAGAGGUUUAUAUCGGUAACUUGAAGAAGCAGCUGGAAGCACUGGGGUGUGAGAGAGCCCAGUUAGAAACAGACCUGAAAGCAGCACAGCAGGUUUUGAAAACCAAUAAGACAAUGCACAAGGACGAACACAGCCAGCGGAGGUGCACCGAGAGCGAGUUUAUUGCCCUGAAGAAGGACGCAGACUGUUUUUUCUUAAACAAAGCAGAGCUGGAAGCCAAGGUGGAGAGCCUGAAAGAGAAGGUUGAAUUCCUGAGAAUGUUCUACGAAGAGGAACGCCACCAGCUGCGGGCCCACAUCUCAGACACUUCGGUGGUCAUGCGGAUGGACAAUCGCCGAGAUCUCGACUUGGAUGGCACCAUCGCCGACGUCAAGGCUCAGUAUGAGGACAUUGCCCGCAGGAGCCGGGCAGAAGCGCAGGCCUGGUAUGAAAGCAAGUUUGAGGAGCUGCGAGUAGCUGCAGGCAGAAACGCUGACAGCCUGCGAGACUCAAAAAACACGAUAGCUGAGCUGACACGGACAGUCCAGAGACUGAAUGGAGAAGUCCAGAGCGCCAAGAACCAGCGCUGCAAGCUGGAAGACGCCGUGGCCAACGCUGAGCAGCGUGGGGAAGCCACCAUCAAGGAUGCAAAGCACAAACUCUCUGAGCUGGAGACGGCCCUGCAGCAGGCCAAGCAGGACAUGGCCCGGCAGCUCCGGGAGUACCAGGAGCUGAUGAACAUCAAGCUGGCCCUGGACAUCGAGAUCAUCACCUAUAGGAAGCUGCUGGAGGGAGAGGAGAGCAGGUGGGUGACAGCCGUCUGCCAUUCGCAGAGAGGUCUCACCUACAGCCCAGAGCCCGGCUUUGCCAGCGCCCAGGCGUCAGCCGACAGCAACCGGAGCAGCAGCGCGGGGUUCUGCGGCACAGCCGUGAGCUGCAACGCCGGCGUUGGCAGCAGGAGCGCGAGGAGCUCCUACACGAAGGUGGUGUCGGUGACCAAGUCAGCCAGGAGCAACGUGUAA
Molecule: messenger RNA, 1557 nt
Organism: Charadrius vociferus (killdeer)
Lineage: Eukaryota; Metazoa; Chordata; Aves; Charadriiformes; Charadriidae
Product: keratin, type II cytoskeletal cochleal-like
Exons: 8
Coding region: 1-1557 (518 amino acids)
Biological process (GO): keratinization; intermediate filament organization
Cellular component (GO): keratin filament
Molecular function (GO): structural constituent of skin epidermis
Source: RefSeq, a predicted model, not a curated record